Carassius gibelio (silver crucian carp) is the source of this 6067-nucleotide messenger RNA. It is a transcript of the gene epha4b, whose product is annotated as eph receptor A4b. Gene Ontology annotation, molecular function: ATP binding; protein binding; transmembrane-ephrin receptor activity. Gene Ontology annotation, biological process: axon guidance; cell surface receptor protein tyrosine kinase signaling pathway; protein phosphorylation. The transcript is spliced from 17 exons. Gene Ontology annotation, cellular component: neuron projection; plasma membrane. Lineage: Eukaryota; Metazoa; Chordata; Actinopteri; Cypriniformes; Cyprinidae. Bases 434 to 3364 code for a protein of 976 amino acids. The record is from RefSeq and is a predicted model, not a curated record.
GAAUUGCAGUUUUAGUCAAUUCCUUGUUGGCUUCACCUGAGAGAGCGGGAGGUUCCGGUAAAUACGUAUUUUCUGGUGGGGUUCACCUGGUAAAAGUGGCAUUUAAGGGGCAAAAUAUCACGUUAUUUGUAUCGCUUUAACCCGCGGACAUUACAAAUAUCCCGCGGCAACAGUGUAAAAGUAGCCAAAUUCCGCGGGAAAACCGUGGUCUGGGCAACAGUGGUUGAGGUCUUUAUCGAGCUCGCGCCUUUAAAAGCAGUCGCCGGCCGUCCUCCGUUUCCUUGGCAGCCCGAUAUGAUUGACACUCCGAGGAUAGUCCAAGACCCUCCCUCUACUCUGCUCUGCUCUCCUCUCCUCACUUGAGCUCUGAUCGCGAGCCUCAGUAACUUUCUACUGCGAGAGGGAUGCAGCGCGCGCUGAGCGCAGCCUGAAAAUGGCAACCCUUUGGAUUUAUCCGUCCCUCAUUUUCUUUCUUUUCCCUUCCCUCACACCGAGUCAAGCCUUACGGAAUUACCCAGAGAAUGAAGUUACAUUGCUGGACACCAUGUCUGCUCUGGGAGACCUUGGCUGGGAGGCCUAUCCAGCUGAAGGGUGGGAGGAAAUCAGUGUGAUGGAUGAGAGGAACACCCCCAUGCGCUCCUACCAGGUGUGUAACGUGAUGGAGGCUAAUCAGAACAACUGGCUACGCACACGCCACAUCCCACGAGAUGGAGCGCAGCGCGUCUACAUCGAGAUUAAGUUCACCCUGCGUGACUGCAACAGUCUGCCUGGAGUCCCUGGCACCUGCAAAGAAACUUUCAAUAUGUACUACUACGAGUCCAACAACGCCAACCUGUGGUUUAUCAAAGAGAGCCAGUACAUAAAGAUCGACACUAUCGCCGCUGAUGAGAGCUUCACGCAGACUGACGUGGGUGAUCGCGUUAUGAAACUAAACACAGAAGUGAGGGACAUCAGUAACUUGAGCAAGAAGGGUUUCUACUUGGCUUUCCAAGAUGUUGGCGCCUGCAUCGCUUUGGUGUCCCUGAGGGUCUUCUAUAAGAAGUGUCCUCUUGCCGUUCUGAACUUGGCCCAGUUUCCCGACACAGUGACUGGGGGAGAUUCGGCUUUGGUGGAGGUUAGGGGCUCUUGUGUGAAUGACUCCGAGGAGUUUGAGGCGCCGAGGAUGUACUGCAGUGGAGAUGGUGGAUGGCUGGUGCCCAUUGGACGCUGCGUCUGCAAGCCAGGCUUUGAGGAAAACAAGGACUACUGUCAGCCCUGCAGGCCAGGCACCUACAAGGCCUCUUCCAUGGAUGCCUACUGCACCAAGUGUCCACCGCACAGUUUCGCCCAUCAGGAGAAAGCCUCCGAGUGCUCCUGCGAGAAGGGGUUUUACAGAGCUGACAUGGACCCACGGUCAAUGGCCUGUACACGGCCUCCAUCUGCAGCCGAGAACCCUAUCUCCACCCUGAAUGACACCUCUGUGACUUUAGAGUGGAGUCCUUCCAGAGACAGCGGCGGCCGGGGGGACGUCACCUACAACGUCCACUGCAGGAAGUGCACCAACGACGGCAAAACAUGCAGCCCCUGCAGCAACAGCGUCCAUUUCGUACCUAGACAGUUUGGUCUCUCGAUCCCUAAAGUGUUGAUCACGGACCUGCUGUCCAACACCAACUACACCUUCAGCAUAGAGGCGGUGAACGGAGUGUCCGAUCUGAGCCCGGACCCUAAACAACAAGUCACAGUCAACAUCACCACCAGUCAGACAGUGAAUGUGAUCCUGAAGGAGAGAAAGAGUAAAGACAGUAUCACACUGGCCUGGCAGGGACCCGACAGACCAAACGGAGUCAUAGUGGAAUAUGAAGUCAUCUACUAUGAGAAGAACCAAAGAGACCAGAACUACACGGUCCUGAAGACCAAAGCCCACACAAUGACAGUGGAGGGGCUGAAGCCGGGCACCACCUAUGUGUUCAGAGUGAGGGCGCGCACUGACGGAGGCUACGGAAACUACGGUGGAGAGAUAGAGCUUGAGACCAGUCAUGAGGAUAUGCUGGCCAUUGGGGACCCUAACCAGUCGACAAUCCUCGCGGUGUCCAUAGCCGGUGGCAUUGUGCUCCUUAUCUUCCUGGUGGCAUGUUUUGUAGUGAGUGGACGACAUUGCGGCUACAUUAAAGCAAAGCAAGAUCCAGAUGAAGAAAAAAUGCAGUUUCAGAAUGGGAGAGUGAAACUGCCAGGAAGCAGGACGUAUAUUCACCCCCACACUUAUGAGGACCCAAAUCAAGCCGUCCGAGAUUUUGCCAAGGAAAUCGAUGCCUCCACCAUACGUAUAGAGAGAGUUAUAGGAGCAGGUGAGUUUGGUGAGGUUUGCAGUGGCCGUCUGAAGCUCCCCAGCAAGAGAGAAAUCUACGUGGCCAUCAAAAGUCUGAAAGCAGGAUACUCAGAGAAGCAGAGGCGGGACUUCCUGAGCGAGGCCAGCAUCAUGGGCCAAUUCGACCACCCCAACAUCAUCAGACUGGAAGGAGUUGUUACCAGAUGCAAGCCUGUGAUGAUUAUUACAGAGUACAUGGAGAAUGGAUCGUUGGAUACUUUCCUCAAGAAACACGAUGGGCAGUUCACGGUCAUUCAGUUGGUGGGAAUGAUGCGUGGAAUCGCUUCGGGAAUGAAAUAUCUGUCUGACAUGAGCUACGUCCACCGUGACCUGGCGGCACGCAACAUCCUGGUGAACAGCAACCUGGUGUGCAAAGUGUCCGACUUUGGCCUGUCCAGAGUGCUAGAAGACGACCCUGAAGCUGCGUACACCACACGGGGUGGAAAGAUUCCCAUUCGAUGGACGGCCCCUGAGGCUAUAGCGUACAGGAAGUUCACCUCAGCAAGUGACGUUUGGAGUUACGGCAUCGUCAUGUGGGAGGUGAUCUCAUAUGGAGAGCGGCCUUAUUGGGAGAUGUCUAAUCAAGACGUGAUUAAAGCUAUAGAUGAGGGUUACAGGCUGCCCGCUCCGAUGGACUGUCCUGUUGUCCUCCACCAGCUGAUGCUGGACUGCUGGGAGAAGAGCAGAAGUGAACGGCCCAAAUUCGGGCAGAUCGUCAACACUCUUGACAAACUGAUCCGCAACCCCAACAGUCUGAAAGAGCUCGCCAACAGCUCAGUCUGGGAAGACCCCACCACCCCAGAGUUCAGUGUGAGUACGGUGGAUGAAUGGCUGGACGCUAUCAAUAUGGGCCAGUACAAAGACAACUUUGCCAGUGCAGGCUACGUUUCUCUAGAUUCCAUACUGUACGUCAGCUUAUGUGAGUUAAGCAAGAUGAGCGUGACUCUGGUUGGGCACCAAAAGAAGAUUCUCUCGGCCGUCCAGAGUUUGCAUGCACAGGGGACACACGUGCAAGUAUAACAAGCCUUGAAGAGCGUACAGACUGAGAGAGUUACCAACUGCUCCCGCCACAGUCCCUAUCAGCAGCUUCACCAUACAGUUCUCACCCUGGAUGUUUCCGCAAACUACCCUUUUGUCAGCACUCUGGCUUCCGUCCAUGCACGUCCGAGCUUCCUGCAGGCAGAGGAACACACCGAGACCGAUCUACAUUCGCUUGACAAGGCCACGGCAAACCAGAUAUGAAGUAUGAUUAUUAAACAAAAAAGGAACAAAAACACUUUAGGGAGAAUUCACAGCUUGUGUUUAACAGUUUCGACAUUUGCAUUUAAUAUUUGACGUUUUGCAUAUCUGAGGUUGGACUGUUAUUCUUUAAAAGAGGGUUGUUUUUUUGUUUUGUUUUUCCAAAUCUGUGUUUGGGAUAUCAGUCUGUCCUUCUACAUCACUUAUAAGCCACAGUAACAUAUCAGAAGAUGUUUAUAGUAUAUUUAUUUUGUCAUAAUUGAGCGUUUGAGCACAGAUGGAUUCAAGUUUCAUAAUUCAGACGAAAAGAUGACAACCAGCAAAGAUGGAAGGAAACAUCUACGACGACAAAGACAAAGGCCGUGCCUUGCUCUUCACUCUUUGCCAUGUUGCAAGCAUUUCAAUAAGAAACCAGUUGGUUUCUCAAACACACUUCCAGAAAAUAGAAAUGUUAUUUCCGUCCAUUCGCUGCACAGAUAUGCCAACGUGUUGUACCACUGCAACGUUUGUGCACAUCAGAUCAAGCAAAGACAACUUUGAAAGGUCAUUUUCGUCAUUACGAAUUUCGCAUCGUCUUUACGUUUACACUCGUAGUGCGUGACGACUAUUGUACUAUAGUGUAUAAAAUGUACAGUGUUGAUUUGAAAAAAGAAGAAGACAAAAACGAAAAAAAAAACCACGAAAAACUAGAAUGUUUGUAAUGAUGUACUUUUAUUUAGUAUGAAGAGGAGGAAGUGGCAGUUAUCACCGUCGUUUGCCGAUGUGCGAUAAUAACUCAUCUCUGGAAUGUAGCAUGGAUCCUAAGCUUCAUCUUUGAUUGACAGGUGACUGCAGUUUUUUCACUCAAGUGGUGCCCUUAGCUGCUUGACUUUAGAUGCCUUAUUAACUGUGCAGUUCUCUCUCUUUUUCUCGUCCUCCCCUUAGAAACGAUAUCAUGAAGUUUAAUGUACAUAGUAUUUAUCAUUGCGUCACUGAGAAGCUGGAGCUCGAUGUUAAAGCCGGGCUCGACGUGUUGUUUUAGUCUGCUGUUUGUGGAAACGCGUUCGAUCCGUGUGGAACAGGGACAGAGACUCUAUUGGGCCGAACUAAAUUCCUCAUGCUAACUUUACCAAGACUGAUUUGCUGCACUGUAUAUUUUUGUACUAGUGAGGUUGUUCUGUUGUAAAGUAGAAGUCUACCUGUUUUAUUUAAAUAUAUAUGAUACAUGAAUACAGGAACGGAUGGAAAUGAGAGAUAAUCAUACUUCAAAUCAUGAUUCCAUGACGUCAUUUCACAUUUUGAGUUCAUGUCAUUGAUUUUUUUUCUACACAAUGCAGUAACUAAUCGCAAAAACUUGCUUGGAAUCUGUAGGGGUAUUUCUUCCUGAAAGGAUUUGAAAAUGCUAAAAUAUCUCUAUUCAAAACAAAAUUGAAAUGGAAUUAUAAUGAGUAAAAAUAAAUAAAUAAAAGGUCAGAAUUCUGUAGCCACAGAUUCCGUGUAGGUUUAAUAAGCACACAUUAUCACACUUCCUUUCGGCAUUUUUUAUGAAAAUCCAUCAUCAUCUGUUAUUAGAGUAUGCAUAACUGGUUAUUUUCAUAAAAGGUGAAAAUCCUGAAAAUUACAUCUCGAAUCAUGUUUAAAGUGGUCACAUAUUUAAUUCCACAAAUUAAAUUGGAAUAAACAACACUACAAUAAAAAAUGCAUUUAUAUAUAAAUUAUACUCAUGAAUGCAAGGAUCACUACUAACCAUUGCACUUUUCUUUAGUUUUCUUUUUCCUUUUUUUUCAUGCAUAUUUUACAGAGGGAGAGGAAAAACACUUCCUUAAACAAGUGAUUAUGCAUUUAGAUGAAUUCAUUUGUUCUAUCCUGCUAAUGUUAAUGAACCUUAUACACUAAAUCUGAGAUUUCAAUAUGUAAAGUAAUUCCAGAAGGCCAGAAACUCAUCCAUUUUUCUGCUAAUUUUUCAGUCCAAAAUUAAAUCCAUUCAACUCUGUCUAGGGAGGCAAUAUGCUGAUGUGGCAAAACUGACUGCAGAAGAUUGCAUUGAAAUAAUAACAUGAUGAUGAUGAUGAUGAUAGUGGCAAUAUUAAUGACCAUUAAUAAAACAUAAGCUCCAGUUUUUACCACUGCAACAUCAAACUUCCAGUCUUGCAAAAACAGCUAAGUGAAGAAUUCUAUCUCUAUAUCUGCUCACCAAAUGAAUCAAAGCAGGUGGUUGUGUGACUAAACAGUGUUAGUGGCAGGAUGUGGAAUGUGUUAAUAUGAUAGAAGAUGAUAGAUGAAUCUUGCUUAUAAAUUGUCUAUCGAGUUGUUGUCUUUUGUUCUGCCCCGGCUCUGUACAUGUGUUUGGGCUGAUCCUUUGUGAAUGAUCUCUGUUCUUUUGUAAGCUAUGUGCCCAUCUCUACACACACUGCAGGUUUCUUUGAGCUCGCAAAAAAGGGUGUACGCAUUGAAAUUCUUCAUGUCGCUGUAAUAAAUGCUAAUAUUUUUAAUUUCUCACCUGAA